Messenger RNA from Eremomyces bilateralis CBS 781.70, 734 nucleotides. RefSeq names its product P-loop containing nucleoside triphosphate hydrolase protein. Gene Ontology annotation, molecular function: ATP hydrolysis activity; ATP binding. The transcript has 5 exons. The record is from RefSeq and is a predicted model, not a curated record. Lineage: Eukaryota; Fungi; Ascomycota; Dothideomycetes; Eremomycetales; Eremomycetaceae. The coding region runs from base 33 to 734 and encodes 233 amino acids.
CGACAACCUUCAGGCGAAGGGAUCUAACCAGUAUGUACAGCCUACGUGAUGUGGAUGAUAUCAGUGACUAUGUCCCCAGCCGCUCAAUCAUCGAUACUCUGGUCAUUGAUGAGACGGAUCUGCGGAGUUUGAAGGCUUUUACAAGGGUGUCUUAUCGGACGUCCUUUGGCUCCAGUGGCCAUAGGACAUUCUCAAUUGACCCAAUCAAGGGGAAGGCCGAAGGCAGAGUUAUUUUAUUGCAUGGUGCGCCGGGGACAGGGAAGACAUAUUCGGCCGAAUGUUUAGCUGAGUGGAAUGAGCGACCACUUCUGCGCCUGUCGUGUGCUGAUAUUGGCACUGAGCCAGAAGAUAUUCAAGCAAGGCUGAACAAAUGGUUUAGAUACACGUACCAUUGGAACUCAUUUCUGCUGAUUGACGAAGCCGAUGUCUAUCUGCAUCAGCGGUCCAGUAGAAGCACCUUGAAUGAAGAAGCAAUCAUAUCCGCGUUUCUACAGAGCCUUGGGUACUACCGUGGCAUUAUUUACCUUACCACGAACCGCGUCCUCAAGUUCGAUGACGCCAUCCACAGCCGCGUAUCACUGAUUUUGCAAUACCCCAACCUUGGUGAGAAAGAAAAGAAAAGGAUACGGGAGCAGCAUCUUACUACGCUGGAAAACACCAAGCGGUACGACAUAUGGAAAGGGGCACGGAGUACAUUCGAAGAGGACAUUGCUCAAGGUAGGAUAGACAGGUAG